UUGACAAAUCUCUCUCUCUCGAUCUCAAUCGAGUCAAUUGCUUGUCCCACAAUAUUUCCCAAAUUCCCAAAAACUCCAAAACCCCUCAAAACUCUAAACCCCAAAAAAAAAAAACAAUGGCCACCGCACGUCUCUCUCUCCGCCUCCGAUCCCAUCUUCACCACCACCACCUCCUCCGCAGCGCCACCCCUCUCCUCCUCCUCUCUCCAAUCAAAUCCCCAUCCCCACCGUCCAUUCCCCUCACCCCAAAUCUCCUCCGCUUCCUCUCCACCUCCCGCCGCCACCCCACAAAGCCCAAACCCAUCGACAUCGGAGCCCGAGCCCGUCAGCUCCAAACUCGCCGCCUCUGGACCUACGCUCUCACCUUCAGCUGCAUCGCCGGUUUCAUCGUAAUAGUCCUCAACGGCUUCCAAGACCAGCUCGUCUUCUACGUUACCCCAACCGAUGCUCUCGAAAAGUACGCCUCGAACCCAUCGAAAUCCAAGUUCCGACUCGGUGGCUUGGUCCUCGAAGGCUCGGUGGCUCACCCACCUUCGUCUCCCGACAUGGAAUUCGUCAUCACCGACCUCGUCACCGACAUCCUCGUCAAGUACAGAGGUUCUUUGCCGGACUUGUUUCGCGAGGGUCACUCUGUUGUCGUUGAAGGGUUUGUGAAGCCGUUUACGGAUGAGAUUAAGAACGAGGUCGUUUCGGUUAGGAGUGUGGCGAAGAAGGCGAGGAGUGGGGAGUGUUAUUUCUCGGCCACUGAGGUUUUGGCUAAGCAUGAUGAGAAGUAUAUGCCUCAGGAAGUGGCGGCGCAGAUCGAGAAGAACAAGAAGAAGUUGGAGAGAGGGGAGGAAGUUGUGGUGGCUGCUCAGGUGGAAACUAAAGGGUCGUAGAGAAAUGGGUAUGGUUCAAAAUUUGAUCUUUUUUAUGGGUCUUUGAUAUUUUUUUUGUUUUGGAUAUUUAGAGUAUAGUUGAAAUGGGGUAAUGGGUUUUGGUUAAUUCAAUAGGUGGAGGUUGUAUUUGGUUGAUUUUUAGGUGAAGGGGUACUUGAUUUAUGUUGAGAGAGAGAAAAAGAGAGGGUUUUGAUCAAUUGAGGCUUUUGAAGACUUCAAUUUUGUUGUUGUAAUACCACAUUCUUUGGCGGUGAUAAGGUAUUAGCACUUUGAUUGACUAAUGAAUAAAUUCAAUUAGGAAAUAAGAAUUCUGUCCACAGUGACUAAUGAAUAAAUUCAAGUGUUAAUUAUUA
This is a messenger RNA of Quercus lobata, 1231 nucleotides long. RefSeq names its product transmembrane protein G1P-related 1 (gene G1). Lineage: Eukaryota; Viridiplantae; Streptophyta; Magnoliopsida; Fagales; Fagaceae. Gene Ontology annotation, cellular component: plasma membrane. The transcript has a single exon. The coding region runs from base 117 to 878 and encodes 253 amino acids. Gene Ontology annotation, biological process: cytochrome complex assembly; protein-heme linkage. Gene Ontology annotation, molecular function: heme binding. The record is from RefSeq and is a predicted model, not a curated record.